This is a messenger RNA of Argentina anserina (silverweed cinquefoil), 790 nucleotides long. RefSeq names its product blue copper protein. Gene Ontology annotation, molecular function: electron transfer activity. The transcript is spliced from 2 exons. Lineage: Eukaryota; Viridiplantae; Streptophyta; Magnoliopsida; Rosales; Rosaceae. Gene Ontology annotation, cellular component: plasma membrane. The record is from RefSeq and is a predicted model, not a curated record. Bases 53 to 742 code for a protein of 229 amino acids.
CCCCCACAGCAACAGCCAGCACACACUGCGAGGCUGAUCAAAGAAAGAAAGAAUGGAGGUUCUCGUCAGCUUAUCAUGUCUUCUGGUUAUUCUUGUUUCAGUUUCUGGGGGUAAUUCUGUUCAUGCUUACAAGAACCUCACCGUCGGCGACUCCUUGGGUUGGUACGAUAACUCCCAGAAGCCUGAUGUUGAUUACCAAGAAUGGGCUGCCGCCAACAACUUCAGCUUGGGAGAUUUCCUCAUUUUCAACACUGAUACGAAUCACUCUGUCGUCCAAACCUAUAACGAGACAACGUACAAGCUAUGUGAUUAUGACAAUGCCAAGGAGAAGGAUACGAUUCAAUGGUCGGAAGGGAACCCGUCAAACACAGAAACACACGAUGUGUCUGUGGCAGUUCCUUUGUUGAAAGAGGGCGUUACAUAUUUCUUUUCCGGUGAUUACGAUGGCGAUCAGUGCAAGAACGGGCAGCACUUCAAGAUAACUGUUACUCAUGGACAAGGCUUGCCAAAGAGUACGGAUGAGUCCCUUGCCGGACCGGCGAGCAGUCCACAAUCAGGCACUGGUGAUGAUGAAUCGAUACCGGACACGAUCGUCCCUAAUUCCAACUUCAAUGAUCCAAAAGUUGAAGAUGAUAGUGAUGAAGAUAAAGAGACAUCUGGAUCCGUUUCAUUUUCAGUUCCUUGUGUACGAGGCAAUCUGAUUUUUGUUUUGCUAGGUCUUGUCUAUUUGUUAUGCACAUAAGUUAUGUUCUCUUUCUUUCCCUUUUCGUCUUCGUUAUACGAUUUUUAG